Molecule: messenger RNA, 714 nt
Organism: Malassezia globosa CBS 7966
Lineage: Eukaryota; Fungi; Basidiomycota; Malasseziomycetes; Malasseziales; Malasseziaceae
Exons: 1
Coding region: 1-714 (237 amino acids)
Biological process (GO): cytoplasmic microtubule organization
Cellular component (GO): nucleus; cytoplasm; microtubule plus-end
Molecular function (GO): microtubule plus-end binding
Source: RefSeq, a predicted model, not a curated record
AUGCAAGUGACGUUAUUCAUUCAUGCACCAGGCGUGCACGUAUUAUCGGAGAGGCGAUUCCCGAAGGACAUCCGCAAAGACGAGCUUCAGCAGCGUGUGGAAAUCGUCACGGGCAUUCCACCGGCAACCCAGCGUCUUGAAUUGGUGCAUGGCGACGGACGAGUGGCAAAUUGUGCAUCAUUCCCACCUGAUGUCGCGAUUUUGCAGGCUUGGGGUGCAUCAGAUGGCAUGCAGAUUCAGGUGCAUGACAAACGUGGGCCAUUGCUUGCUGACGAAGAGAGCGUAACGAAGUACGAGCUCUCUGACGAGCAGUAUGCAGCACGACACGACACACUCCGUGCAUACAAGCAAGCGCACGGCCUGGGCCGCUUUGCAUCCAAUACAGGAACAGCAGGAGCAGCGAAAGUGACAGACAAGCAUCAACUUGAUGAUCAACACAAGGACGGCGUGGAAUGCGGUGCACGAUGCAUGGUUGAUACGGGUGAUGGGUUUGAACGGCGCGGUACAGUGCGUUUUAUCGGCCCCACGAAGUUUGCACCUGGCUUCUGGGUCGGUGUGGAAUUCGACGAACCUGUAGGGAAAAAUGAUGGAAGUGUACAAGGCGAACGCUAUUUUGAAACACGUAUGCAUUAUGGCGGUUUCGUACGUCUAGCACAUGUGCAUGUGGGAGAGCAAUACGCAAGUGAGCAGAUAGAUGACGAAUUGGAACUAUAG